This is a messenger RNA of Bursaphelenchus xylophilus (pine wood nematode), 801 nucleotides long. The record is from the annotation of a GenBank genome assembly. NCBI's taxonomy places the organism in Eukaryota, Metazoa, Nematoda, Chromadorea, Rhabditida, Aphelenchoididae.
AUGAGUGUUCAAGAAAGACUCCAAUGUUUGUAAGUUUAUUUUAUGAAUAACACUUACGUUUUUAGGUCACAAAAUGUCCGAGAUCGAGUCCGGAAUUUGUUUCGUCAUGAUGACGAAGGUAUGAACGAUCAACUAGUCGCUUCUACACAUUCUGAAGCGGAACGGUCGAAUCAAGGAGGAGGUUAUACUGAACUUAUGGGAGGAUCUGUUCCUUGUCCAAGCUGUAAUGGGUCGGGGAUGAUACCAAAGGGUAAGUAAAACGCUUCUCUAGCUAAAUCUGUUCAUUGUAGAACUCGAGGGUACAUUGGUGGCACUAAUUCCAUUGACUGAUGACCGUUUGAAACCAAAGAAAACCUUGAGAACAAUAAUAAUCUGGAUCACGGUCUUCCUUUUGCUUGGAAGUUCCACAAUUUUUGUUUUGAUGCCCCGAACGGUGACAAUUUCGUCACUGCAGAAACCGAUUUCCAUUGUUCAUGUAACAAAGACCGAUCCUCAAGACCAUCAACUAAUGGAAUUCGACUUCCUGGUAAGUGUAAUAUAAAAAAUUACUCAUUCUGCUAUUAUUUUCUCAUAAAUUAAUUUCAGAACCGGAUAAACGUGUCUUCAGGAAACUAUCUCCCAGUCAGUAUAGUGAAUGUGAGUGCGACCGUCGUCUCGAAAUUCCAGCCUUGGUCGGUGGAUGUAAUUGGGCAUGGUUUCAACAACUCUAUUUCCGACAACGAACAGCUCCGCAUCUACGGGCGCAGCGCUCAGGAAGUCUUCUUCAAUAAUUCCGUCAGCUUGCAGGGAUAUGUCGCGUAA